UAGCACUUGACGUUUAUCAUGAAGCCUCACAAUUAAAUUCGGCAAACACUCCAACAUUUUGUCUGCGAACAUGUUAUCUAACGAAUGAUAGUGGGCAGUUGUAGGCAUUGUUUAAAUGCUAAAUGGUUACGGCAAACAUGGCGUGGUCAUUUAUUUGUUUUUUAUUUUUGUGGAUACUUAUCGACCAUAGAGGAAAUGUCGCGUCACAAAACUGUGGCGCAAAUCUUCAUGGUGAUUCCGGUUCGUUUUAUUCACCUUUCUACCCAAAUAAUUACAACAACAACGAAGAUUGCGUAUACAGAAUCGUCGUAGCUACAGGGCACAAAGUGUGCGUCAUUAUGAAUACUUUUGAAGGUGAAGGGUGUUGUGACUAUUUAGAUUUACAUGAUGGCCAGACAACGUCCGCCGUAUUAAAGAGAUUCAUGAAUAGAUUGCCAAAUGAAAAUGAGCCCGUGUGUCAUCCGGAAAUCAGCUGACGGCCGUUUGGCACACCGACUUCUCAGUUGUUAAUCGAGGAUUUUUUGCACAGUUUAUAUCUGUAGUGGAUCGUAUGUAUGAACGGAUAUCUUUUUUAAAUCUUGUGAAUGUCAAAAAGAAAACACCUUAUUUCAGUUGAUAUUUAUCAUGUUGCCAUAAAGGCGUGGGCAAUAAAAAAGUGAAUAAUUUAACAAUAGUCAUAAGCAAUCUUAUAAAAAAUAAAAUAAUGUAUGCCAAUUCUCAGAACCAUGUCUUGCAAACGAUUUACAGCAGGCGAUUUAACUAAAAGGAUUAGUGUUAUGUUGCAUGCAUGUGUUUUAUUGUUGAAAAACUUACAUGUACGUAGUAUAUGUUUUAGAAUGCAUGGGUACCCCAUCGGUUCCAAAUGGAAUAGUCUUUCAACAAAAUGUGACUAAAGUAUUUCACCUUACAUGUCUGGAUGGUUAUCAUAGUACACAAGGCGAUGAAAUACGUUGCCUUCCGAGCUGCAACUGGACAUUUGCCGAAUGCAACCCAGUGGAUUGUAGAUUACCGCCGCAAAUUUCAAAUGGGCAUUUAGCGACUUAUUCGUCAACUCUGUACCCUUCUAUAAUCAAGCUGCAAUGUGACCCUGGUUACGUACUCAGAAACCAGGAUUUCAUGCAAUGUCAGAGCAACGGAUCAUGGUCUUUGGUUUUAUGUUCCUUAAUCGACUGCGGGUUGCCGCCAUCAUUAGCUAACGGUAUGAUGGCGCUCAGAAACAAUUCGACGACAUUCACGUCGCAAGCAGAAGUAUCAUGCAACCCUGGUUACUUUCUAAACGGUAGUUAUAGUAUCAUACAUUGCACUACACAGGGAAGAUGGACUCAGGAUUCGUUCAAGUGCCUACCUGUUGAAUGCCCAGUAUUAGAUCCUUACGACAAGCUAACAAUUGAAUUGGAUCCUUAUACUACAAAGUCUAUCGUAAAUACCACGGCAAUGUUUUCUUGCCCACCAAGUUCAAUUUUGGUUUGUUACAAAAGAAUAAAAUGCACGAUCAACGGACAAUGGACUGGACCGGUUCCAAAAUGUAUUAUGCUGGAAAAGACUGUUAGAAACUGUCAGGUCGAUGUAGAUACGAAAGACAGAACCUGGCGAGAAACUCAACCCGGGACUAUUGUAGUGGAAAAUUGUCCAAAUGGCUACUCUGGGAAGGUUAGUCGGCAAUGUAGCGAGGAGGGACUCUGGCUCAACGCAUUCUACAACUGCGUAUCAGAACGCGUUGCUCAACUAUUAUAUGAGUCGUUUUUUGCCGCAACAAGUAACUUACUGGACUAUGACAACGCCGAAUCAUGGAAAUCCGGGGGCGACCACUAUAAAAACAACGGGUCACCUGAUAGAACUAGUACGGCUUAUCUCGGUGCGAUGAAAGUUCUAAAUGUGGUUGACAAGUACGCAGACAUUUUAAUGAAUACACUCGCAAACAAUUCGGAGAGCAGUAAAACCAUACAAAUGGACAAUAUGGUGGUGCACGUUAGUAUGGUAAACACGACAUCAGACGAUUUGAAAUUCCCACAUAAACCUCUUGGCAUUACGAGUUCUGUUAUUCUGCCGAAGGCCUCAUUAAAAGGAUCAAACUCAAUCGCAGCAGUAGUAUACAGAAAUCUGACAGGCAUAAUGUCAUCAAAGCCAAAAAAUGACAGGCAUGCAAUAUAAAAAAAUGUUUACCUA
Dreissena polymorpha is the source of this 2166-nucleotide messenger RNA. Its product is annotated as sushi, von Willebrand factor type A, EGF and pentraxin domain-containing protein 1-like. The coding region runs from base 814 to 2151 and encodes 445 amino acids. NCBI's taxonomy places the organism in Eukaryota, Metazoa, Mollusca, Bivalvia, Myida, Dreissenidae. Gene Ontology annotation, cellular component: membrane. Gene Ontology annotation, molecular function: G protein-coupled receptor activity. The record is from RefSeq and is a predicted model, not a curated record. The transcript has 12 exons.